UGUUGUAAAAAAAUAUGCUUGCCUACACUUGCUUGCGCGCAUUUUUUUGUGCCAUCAAAAUAUGACGGAUGUUUGUAUAGUUCUUACCCUACCUACGGUGCAUAGACCUGGUAAGUGACUAAACAUCAAAAAAGGAAUCAUAAUUAUUAUCUACCCAUAGGAUAGAUUCAACGAUUAAUAUAGUUUCUUCAAAAUUAAGAUAAGAUAAAAAAAUAUUGAAGUAAUGAACAGCAAAUUCGAUUUGUUCUUACUACGGUUUGCAGUGACACAAGAUAGUAGCUACUAUAGUAGACAAUAACAUGAAAUUCAAUAAUAAAGUAGUUCUUGUGACUGGCGGGAGCUCUGGUAUUGGAGCCAGUAUUGCCAUUCAAUUUUCUACAUUCGGUGCCAGCGUAGCUAUUGUGGGACGAAACCAGGCGAAGCUUAAAGAAGUGGCUCUAAAAUGCAAUAAUCCGUUAGUCAUAGUCGCUGAUGUUACUAAAAAACAAGAUGUGAAGAGAAUUGUUUUGGAGACGGUGGUACAUUUUGGAAAACUUGACAUUUUGGUAAUUAACGUUGGAACUGCGAGCCAAGGAAGUAUUAUGGACGAGAAUGCUUUGGAAAGCUAUGACAGAAUAAUGGCGACGAACCUCCAUGCGGUCGUUCACCUCACACAUGUCGCUGCUCCUCAUAUCAUAGCCACGAAAGGGAAUAUUAUAAACAUCUCAAGUAUCACUGCAAUGAAGGUUCGUUCUAAAGCCAUGUUCGCUUACAGCACGUCCAAGGCUGGCUUGGAUCAUUUUACUAGAUCCGUUGCUUCUGAAUUAGCAUCAACUGGUGUUCGUGUAAACACUGUUAGCCCCGGACCGGUGAAAACCGAUAUUAUUCAAAAUAUGGGCGUCCCUAAAGAUCAACAAGCAACUUUUUUCGAAAACGUCGAGGCAUCUACAGCACUAAAACGUAUUUCUGAAUCUGAAGAAAUUGCUGACUUAGUUUCGUUUUUGGCGAGUGACAGCGCCAGAGGUAUUACUGGGUCAGUGUUUGUUUGUGAUAACGGAGCUUUAAUUCGUGCUGAUUAAAAAUUUAAGAAGGCAAUGGAGAGCUAUUAAAAUUAAAUAAAUAUUUAUGUAUAUAAUAUACAUUUAAGUUAAUUUAAUAAAAUUAAAUUAUGUUUCUUUGUAGAUAGUGACAAAUUUAGUUCGUUGCACCCUCGUACUUAAUAUCUAAAAAAUGUUAUAAUUAUUUCACAAUAUUAUGUAAAUAUUAAUGAUUUAUUAAACAGCAAACUCACUCAUGAAAAACAAGUAACUGAUGA
Trichoplusia ni (cabbage looper) is the source of this 1294-nucleotide messenger RNA. RefSeq lists its product as uncharacterized. The transcript has a single exon. The record is from RefSeq and is a predicted model, not a curated record. Gene Ontology annotation, molecular function: oxidoreductase activity. Bases 300 to 1058 code for a protein of 252 amino acids. NCBI's taxonomy places the organism in Eukaryota, Metazoa, Arthropoda, Insecta, Lepidoptera, Noctuidae.